AUGCCCGUCGACGAUAAGCCAAUCCGCCGUGGUAGCAAGGCAAAGGGCAAGGGCGAAGAUGAUGAGGACUGGAUGACGGAAAACCUGGCAGAGGAUGCCGUCUGGAAGAAGAUGCAGCAGAACACCUUUACCAGAUGGGCAAACGAGCAUCUGAAAACGGUGAACAAGCACAUUGCUGAUCUUUCCACUGACUUCUCUGAUGGCAUUCGCCUGAUUGCCCUCGUCGAGGUGCUGGCCGGCAAGAAGAUCGGCACCUACAACAAAAGACCAAAGGUUCGCGCUCAGAAGAUCGAAAACGUCAACAUUGCCAUUCAGUUUCUGAAGAACGAGGAAAAAGUGCGCAUUGUCAACAUUGACUCCAUCGACGUGGUGGACGGAAAGAUGAAGCUGAUCUGCGGUGUGAUGUGGAUGCUCAUUUUGCACUACUCCAUCUCGAUGCCAAUGUGGGAGGGCGAGGACGAGUCGAUGUACAAGGAGAAGGGCGGACCGACGCCCAAGCAGCGUCUCCUCAACUGGAUCCAGAACAAGGUGCCCGACGUGCCGGUGAACAACUUCACCACCGACUGGAACAACGGCAUCGCCCUGGGCGCCCUUGUCGACUCCUGCGCCCCAGGUCUCUGUCCUGACUGGGACAAGUGGAAGCCCGCCGAUGGGCUGAAGAACGUCACCGCGGCGCUGAAGAUCGCCGAGGAGUCGCUAGGCGUGGCGCCGCUGGUCAACCCCGAGGAGAUGGUCAACCCGAAGGUGGACGAGCUCUCCAUGAUGACCUUCCUGGCGCAGUUCCCCAAUGCAAAGCUGAAGACGGGCGCGCAGACGAAGCCCCGGCACAAUCCGAAGCGCGUUCGCUGCUACGGUCCAGGUGUGCAGAAGACCGGCGUGGCCAAUGGCGCCAAGACCAACUUCACCGUGGAGACUUUCAGCGCCGGCGACGGCGAGGUGACCGUCUUUCUGAAGGAUCCCUCCGGCAAGGAGAUCCCCGUCGAUGUGAAGUUCAACGACGACGACGCAAAGACCUACACCUGCACGUACACGCCGAAGAUGGAGGGCCCGCACAAGGUGAUCGUCAAGUACUCCGGCACGGAGGUGCCCAAGUCGCCCUUCGAAGUGGAGGUCAAGGGCAACCCCGGCGACCCGUCCAAGGUCAAGUGCGAGGGCCCCGGCCUGAAGCCGACCGGAACGCAGGUGGGCAAACAGACGCACUUUGACAUUGACACCACCAAUGCCGGCCUCGGCCAGGUGGAGGUGCAGAUCACCGAUCCGAAGGGAAAGACGAACUCGGUGCCGCUGCGUGUCCGCCAGGACGGCGACGAUCCGAAGAAGUACCGCUGCGAGUACGAGCCACAGUUGCAAGGUCCGCACACGGUGUCGGUAAACUACGCCGGCAAGCCGGUGCCCAACAGUCCCUUCAAAACGACGGUGGCGCCGCCGUGCGACCCGCGAAAGGUGCGCGCCCUGGGCCGCGGCCUGCAGCCGACCGGCGUCCGCGUCAACGACUGCGCCGAGUUCCGCAUUUUGACGGAUGGCGCCGGCUCGGGCGACCCCGCCGUCCGCGUGAUUGGCCCUGAUGGGAAGGUGGAGAAGUGCAAUGUGCUGAAGGCAAAGGACGGCACCACCUUCAACUGUGACUACAAACCGCUGAAGGAGGGCAAGUACGUGGUGGAGGUGGCCUACGGCGGCUCUGAGAUCUUCCAGAGUCCCUUCGAGGUGGCGGUCGGCCCGGUGAAGGAGUCGAAGGUGGUCGUCUACGGGCCCGGACUGAAGGGCGGCAUGGUGGGCUACCCGGCCAAGUUCACCGUGGACACCAACGGCGAAACGGGCACGCUGGGUUUCUCCGUAGAGGGCCCCUCCUACGCGAAGAUUGAGUGCAAGGACAACGGCGACGGCUCGGCGGAGGUCACCUACCACCCGACGGCGCCGGGCGAGUACGCCGUGCACGUCACCGUGGACGGCGACGACAUCCCCAACUCGCCCUACUGUCCCAUCAUCACCGAGAAGGCCGACUUCAAGCCGGAACUGGUGGAGGCCACCGGUCCGGGCCUCAACCCGAAGGGCGUCGUCAUCGCCAAGCCCACCGAGUUCACCGUGGACACGCGCAAGGCGGGCGGCGGUAAGAACAAGCCGGUGCCGGAGAUAUCGGUGAUGAACAACUCGGACUACCGCGAGGUGGAGACGAAGGUCACCGACAACAAGGACGGCACCUACAAGGUCAAGUACACGCCUGACAAGCUGGGAAAGCACACUGUUCAGGUCAACUACGGCGGUGUGUCGAUCAACAAGAGCCCCUUCAGAGUGGAGGUUGGCGGCGUGGCUGAUCCUUCAAAGAUCAAACUCUACGGCCCUGGUCUGGAGAAGGGCGUCAAGCCAAACAAGGAGACGCACUUUGUGGUGGAUGCUCGCUCUGCGGGCAGCGGUGAAUUUGUGCCCACCGUCAAGGACGAGAAGGGCAGCGAUAUUCCCGUCAGCGUGACCGACCACCAGAACGGACAGUACACGGUGGAAUACACGCCGCCCGGACCGGGCAAGUACAAGGUGAACGCUACCUACGCUGGAAAGCAGGUGCCCAAGUUGCCCGUCGACAUCAACGUCACACCGCCUGCGGACGUGUCCAAGGUGAAGGUUGACGGUUUGGAGCCAAAAGAGGAGGCAUUGCAACAGGAAGAUGCGUUGCAAGGCUACCUCUCCAGUUUGCCCACCGCCGAUGAGCUGUUGGCUGUACAGGUGCGCGCCUUUGGGCCCGGACUGCGCGAUGGUCUAGUGGCUAAUCGAGUGGCGGAGUUUAUCGUUGACCUCAAACCGGUGCUGACGCCCAGUGAUGAUCAGUUUGUCUCUGCACUGAACGCUUUCACAGUGGACGCUCGAGGAACGGAAAAAACGGGCGAUGGCAAGGUGACCGCCACCAUCAAGUCGCCUUCCGGCAAGAAGGUGAACAACUUUGUGGAGAACAAAAACGACGGCACCUACAAGGUGACCUACAUUCUUCCUGAAGAGGGCGAAUACAGCUUUGAUUUGAAAUAUGAUGACUCUCCUGUUCCUGGAAAAGAUACUUUUCCGGCAAGCUGA
Messenger RNA from Rhagoletis zephyria (snowberry fruit fly), 3060 nucleotides. The record is from RefSeq and is a predicted model, not a curated record. Lineage: Eukaryota; Metazoa; Arthropoda; Insecta; Diptera; Tephritidae.